CCUUGAUUUAGAUCUAUAGGAAGUUAGUGAUUGCGCCCGUAGCGAGGACAUGAAAAGACACCGGGAUAGUUCACGUUCUUCUCACAUCUUUCUGCCCCUCCCGCUUUUGUGAUAUUUUAUCCAACAUCCUGUAUCCGCAGCCGCUCUAUACAGUUUUUAUCUUCCACAGCGUUCUCUAUCAUUCCCUCGCUAUAUAUUGAUUAAUUUGGAGUUUAAGAUUAAAUAAAAAGUAUAAAAAUAAAUAGCUUGCAUUGUAGUGGGAAAAAAAAAAAACAUAAUAAUAAUGACGCCGGAGGGUUAUACGCGAGUGUACGUUGGCGGUCUGACUGAAACGAUUAAAAAGGAAGAUUUACAAACAGAGUUUGAAAAAUUUGGGAAGCUAAAUAAAGUAUGGGUAGCGUUUAACCCGCCAGGUUUUGCAUUUAUUGAAUUUUUGCGGGUCGACGAAGCUGAAUUGGCUUGCAAUAGCAUGAAUGGAACCGAAAUAUUGGGAACAAAGUUGAGAGUUGAAAUUUCCCGUGGUCCCGGUCGGAGUAGAAAUAGAGGCGGCGGCGGUGGCGGGGGUGGGUUCAGAGGCCAAUCUGGCGGCGGCAGAGGCGGUUUCGGCGGGUCACGUAGAUCUUACGGCGGUGGUGGUGCCGGUGGUGGUUAUCACCGUGAUAACAACUCGUACGGUAAUCAAGGCGGCAAUAGUAAUAGCUAUCACUCAGGCAGGGCGGGUGGUGGUGGUCCGAAAUACAGCAGUAGAGGAAGAUACGGAGGCGACAACAAUUACUCCGGAGGAAGAAACAAUUCCGGUUACAUGGCCGGUGGUAAUUCUUACUCACAAGGAUACAACAAUUCGUCUGGCAACGGAGAUGCUUCUGUUGACUAUUAUAAUAGAAGAAAUAAGGAUUCCUCAGGAGCUUCCUCUAGAUACCGCAAUCGGUCACCGGCUGGACGCGGCAGUCAUCGUCAUCUUCGUGAAUGCACGUAAAAGAGUUUCACCUGCGAGUUCUACGUUACCACUGCAAUAAGAGUGGCAAAUAAUUAUAAAUCAUCAACUUCUUGCUUGCCCCCUCGAUGACUACCACUACCACCCGUUGUUCUGGCCAAUCUACACAGCUACGUGUAUAUAUACAAAAAAAAAAAAACAAAAAAAAAAAAAAAAAAAAAACAAAAAAAACAAAAAAAAAUGAGUAAUACAGAUAUUAUUGUAACAACAAUCUAAUCAAUCAAUUAAUUAAGUUAAUUAUAUACACAAUUAGUCGUACGGUGUAUGUUACACUUUCUUAAAAAUCUAUUUUUCAUAUUACGUUUAUUCCAUUAAACAUUCAUCUUAUACUUUUUUUGGUAGUUAUACUUUACACUUAUCUCUGCCUUUAAGGAUAAAACAAAUCUAGAAUCACAUUUUUAAUACGCCAAAAUUAAGAGAAUUUUAUAAAAAAAAAAAAUCUAAUAAAAAUAAAAAAAAAAAAUAUCAAUGCUUAUUAGUCGAAAAAAAAAAUUAAUUAAAUGACUAUUAAUUACCGUCCAUUUACCUCGAUGCCUAAAUUAUCUUCCGACGAACCAAUUAAAAUUUUUAAAUAAAUUUUUUAUUUUAAAUUGUA
Molecule: messenger RNA, 1589 nt
Organism: Cotesia glomerata
Lineage: Eukaryota; Metazoa; Arthropoda; Insecta; Hymenoptera; Braconidae
Gene: Rsf1
Product: RNA-binding protein Rsf1-like
Exons: 3
Coding region: 284-976 (230 amino acids)
Biological process (GO): mRNA splicing, via spliceosome
Cellular component (GO): nuclear speck
Molecular function (GO): RNA binding
Source: RefSeq, a predicted model, not a curated record